AUGGAGAAGUUCUACCGAGGGCUGGAUCCAGUGACGCAAUCAGUUGCUAACAAUGCAACUGAUGAAUAUGGUAAGGAGAAUCUAGAUACCCAGCAAACAUUGGUUGAGCUUGCAAUAAAUGUUUCCUUGCUAACAAAGAAGUUUGAUGAAACCAAUAUUAAGAAGGUGAAUGUUUGUGAGGAUGAUGCAGGGAACUACAAUAAUAAUUAUGGUGGUACGAACCAAGGGAGAUACAACAAUAGCAACAAUUUUGGGAACAAGAGUUCCAAUCCUUAUAUACCACCGAAAGGACAGUCAACCGAGCAAGGUAGUUCGAAGGUUGAAGCAAUGCUUGAGAAGAUUCUGGCAAAUCAAUCAAAGUCUGAGAGGACUUUAUCUGGUCUGACAGAGACAGUGGGUUCCCAUACAACAGAUAUUCAGAAACUCGAGUCACAGAUUAAAGAUAUUUCUAGAGAGCAGCACCCUCCUAAAAAGGGAGGACUUCCUAGUGACACUAUUCCAAAUCCAAAGAUGGGGGAGAGGUUGGUGAAGAAGAAGGAAGAUGCUAAGUUCAAAAAAAUUUAUGAUCAGCUAAAGCAAUUGUCUCUAAAUUUUCCCUUCUUGGAAGCUGUCAAGGAGAUGCCUGGUUUUCCUAAGGAUUUGAAGGACCUGCUGACCAAGAAGAAAAUGGUGCAACAUGAAACUGUGAGUUUGACUCACACUGUGAGUUCCAUCAUUUCAAUAACUACUGUUCAGAAGAAGGGCAAUCCUGAGGCGUUCACCAAUUUAUGUUUUGUUGGGCACUAUGAUUUUCCUCGUGCUCUAUGUGAUAAUGGAGCGAGUAUUAACUUGAUGCCACUUUCUAUAUACAAACAAUCGAGUUUGGUAAUGCCAAGGCCGACUACUAUGAGGUUACAGAUGGCUAAUAGGUUUAUUAAGAGGCCUGUUGGUGUGGUUAAUGAUAUUCUUGUGCGGGUUGGUGAAUUUAUGUUGCUGGCUGAUUUUGUGAUCCUUAACUGUGUUGUUGAUCGGGACAUUCCUAUCAUUCUGGGGAGAACUUUCCUUGCUACAGGGAGAGCUCUGAUGGAUUCGGAGAAAAAUGAAAUCAAGUUCCGAGUCAACGUGAAGAAGUUACUUUUCAGGCUAGCAAGGGGAUGA
Molecule: messenger RNA, 1137 nt
Organism: Lycium ferocissimum
Lineage: Eukaryota; Viridiplantae; Streptophyta; Magnoliopsida; Solanales; Solanaceae
Exons: 4
Coding region: 1-1137 (378 amino acids)
Source: RefSeq, a predicted model, not a curated record